AGUGCUCCUCUUUUGUGUUUUUGUCUGCGUGAGAGAAGGCGUGCAUGCAGGAGGGCUCACGGGGGGAGAAACAGUUGCCAGGACCUGAAGAUGUCUGUGGAACCUGGAUUUGUCUGCACAGCUUGGGAUGCGUGAGAAGUGCGACCGACGGACCAACUUUUACCUCCAACACUUACUGUAGCUUUGCCUACUUUUCCCAAUACACGCGGCUGGGGUGACCUUUUUCGAUUGUGAAAUUUUAAUACUGUGAAAAACUAAACCCCGCCAGCCGUUCACCCUGCGUGUGUGUGCUUGCUGUGGAUCAUGCUGUCCCUUUGCUUGUUCUUGCUCCAUUGCCUGAGCCUGGUGCCUUUGGCACCGGCUGCGAAGGGCCUGGAGUACCCACAGUAUGACGGGAAAGACCGCGUCCUAGACAUCAAUGACAAGAACUACAAGAAAGCCUUGAAGGAGCACAGCCUGGUAUGCAUGUUCUACCACGGGCCCAUAUCAGAGAGCAAGGAGCUGCAGAAACAACACAAGAUGACUGAGUUGGUUUUGGAGCUUGCCGCUCAGGUUAUGGAGGAGAAGGACAUUGGGUUUGGAAUGGUCGACUCCCACAAGGAUGCGAAAGUGGCAAAGAAACUGGGCCUGGAGGAGGAGGGCAGCAUGUAUGUUUUCAAGGCCGACCGGGUGAUUGAGUUUGACGGCUUGCUCUCGGCAAACACUCUGGUGGAGUUUUUGUUGGAUCUGUUGGAGGAGCCGGUGGAGGUGAUAGACAAUCCUCUGGAGCUGAGAGCCUUUGACAGGAUGGAAGUAGACAUCCGCCUCAUUGGCUUCUUCAAGAACGAGGACUCUGAGCACUAUGAAGCAUUUAAAGAAGCUGCAGAGCAGUUCCAGCCCUACAUCAAGUUCUUUGCCACGUUUGAGAAAUCUGUGGCCAAGGAGCUGACUCUAAAGCUGAAUGAGGUGGAUUUCUAUGAACCCUUCAUGGAGGAGCCCGUCACCAUCCCGGGCAAGCCUCACUCUGAGGAGGAUCUGGUGAAAUUCAUAACUGAACACAAACGACCAACUCUGAGGAAGCUGCGUGCGGAGGAUAUGUUUGAGACCUGGGAGGAUGACAUUGAGGGCAUUCACAUUGUGGCCUUUGCAGAGGAGGAAGACCCUGAUGGUUUUGAGUUCCUGGAGAUCCUGAAGGAAGUUGCAAGAGACAACACCCACCUGCCAGAGCUCAGCAUCGUCUGGAUUGACCCCGAUGAUUUUCCACUGCUGAUCCCCUACUGGGAGAAGACCUUCAAGGUGGACCUGUUCCGACCCCAGAUUGGAGUUGUCAACGUCACAGAUGCUGACAGCGUGUGGCUGGAGAUGGAGGACGAGGAGGACCUGCCCACCGCACAGGAGCUGGAGGACUGGAUCGAAGACGUGCUGUCCGGCAAGGUCAACACUGAGGAUGAUGACGACCACGGUGAUGAAGAGGAGGACGACGAAGACGAGGACGAUGAUGGUGAAGACGAUGAAGAUGAUGGCGAAGACGAUGAAGACGAUGAAGACGACGACGACGAUGAUGAUGAUGAUGAUGAUGAUGAAGAUGAUGAUGAUGAGUAAUCGAGUGAAGGUUGACUUUUCUGUUCUUUCUCUUCAAGUUUUAAAUGGAUCUCAGACGAACAAUUGUACUGCUACAUAACAAUAAAACUAUUUAUAAUAAUAACAAAAAUAAUAAAAGUAUCCAAAAUGUUUCCUGAAAAAAACAUUUUUGGGGGACAAUGUAAAUGGGCUUUUUAUACUGGAUGUAUACUGGACAUUUCUCACAUUACGGACAGAAAUCAUUUAUAGACACAUUUUAAUAAUAAAGGCCUGUUGAUAUCAA
Molecule: messenger RNA, 1843 nt
Organism: Gasterosteus aculeatus aculeatus (three-spined stickleback)
Lineage: Eukaryota; Metazoa; Chordata; Actinopteri; Perciformes; Gasterosteidae
Gene: casq2
Product: calsequestrin 2
Biological process (GO): regulation of cardiac muscle contraction by regulation of the release of sequestered calcium ion
Cellular component (GO): sarcoplasmic reticulum lumen; Z disc
Molecular function (GO): calcium ion binding
Source: RefSeq, a predicted model, not a curated record